Messenger RNA from Aspergillus calidoustus, 1524 nucleotides. The record is from the annotation of a GenBank genome assembly. NCBI's taxonomy places the organism in Eukaryota, Fungi, Ascomycota, Eurotiomycetes, Eurotiales, Aspergillaceae.
AUGUCGUCAUUCUCGGAUUCCGCACACUCCGCCAACCCCCCACAUACGAACCUUAGCCCCGGCUUCAGAUUCCAUGCGAGCUCGGACAAUUUGAGGAGACGCGAGGCUGGCCCGGUAUCAGACCCACGACUUGAAAGAAGGAGGUCUACAGUUUCUGGACCUGAUCGGAAGAGAAGACUAGUCAAUCCGGAGGUCGCUGCUGGGACGAGGUAUGUUAGACCCUCGGCAAUAGGGUCAAGCAGCAGCAGCAGAGCGGAAAUGGAUAGCAGGCCUAUCCAAAGUUCAUCAUCUCACUUGCAGCCGGAAACUCCCAGACCCGGUUCCUCCUACGAAACCGCCAUCGAUAUAUCCUCAUCUCCCCCGGAACCGCCGACGCUCGACCGCCGACGGAGCUCCUUAUCGCGUAGGGAUAGUCAGUAUGGUGCUGAUUCUACACGGCCGCGAUGGCAACCGGACUCGGAGGUGACGGAAUGCCCAAUUUGCGGGGCAGCGUUUAGCUUUUGGUACAGAAAACAUCAUUGCCGGAAGUGUGGCCGCGUCGUAUGUGCGUCAUGUUCUCCCCAUAGGAUUACGAUUCCGAGGCAGUACAUCGUUCAUCCGCCGACUGCUAUCCACCCGAGCGCCUCUGCGCUAGCCCACCGAGCAACGCAGAUGAUUAAUCUAGAGGGAGACGAACCGACACAAUCGCCAGUGGCUUUCAAUCCAGCUCUUGGAGGUGGCGAAGAAGUGAGGCUCUGUAAUCCCUGUGUCCCCGAUCCGAAUCCUGAACCGCCUCAUGGAUACCCUCCUGUACGAGCGUCUGGUGAGCUGGGAUCCGGUGCAGGAUGGGUGCGGCAUCGGUCGUAUCAUUCAAUGUCAAAUCCAUCGAGACAGCACCCGUUUACCCCGAUUCCCGACGUUUUCACAUCCAGGCCCACUCGUAGGACUGUGGGAUCAAGCGACUACCCUGCCUUUACUGGGUUCGGUGGUCCGCACGCUCCGUCCCUUCAAGGACGGCCAAUAAGCUAUGGUUCAAUGUCGAGUUCUCGCAUGCCUCCUCUGAACCCAGGUAGACACUCAUUCCAUUAUCCCUACGGAGCAGUGUCAGGCUCUCACCCCGAGCCGUCGGGCUCGUCAAUGAGCAUCCCUCGUGUAUCGCGGGGCUCACACUCGCGACCUUCCCGGCCUGUGGACGAAUGCGAUGCCUGCCCGAUAUGUGACAAUCCACUCCCCCCUAUUGGGGUAAACGGGAACGAAGACGCCCGAGAAGCACACAUUCGAGGUUGCAUUGAGAACCACGGACGGCCCGCGAGUGGGAGCCCGGUCUCCCCAUCUCCUGUUCCCGUUCGAAUGCUGGCCUUUACGGCGACGGAGAAAGAUUGCAUCGGACAGGAUGGUACAGAGCAAGAGUGCACCAUCUGUAUGGAAGAGUACGAAGUGGGUCAGUCCCUGGUGCGCCUCGAGUGCCUAUGCAAAUUCCACAAGAGGUGUAUCGUGGAGUGGUUUGAGAGAAAGAAAGAGUGCCCUGUGCACAAGACCUCUUAG